AUGCAGCCCGUUUCCUUCCGACCUGUUGGCUGGUUCGUCCAGUUGGCAGCGGCCUACAUCCAGUUUGACGAAGAGCAUAGUCAAGCACUUUGGGAGGCGACCCACUGCUUGUGGACCUCCAAAGACCAAGCGCGCGCAAAUUCUAUCCUCGCGUCCUACUACAACGCGCGGAAGAAGCGUCGGAGUCGGGCGACUCGAGCGUGGCGGGAGGUGGUCGACCUUAUCUUCAUUGGGAUGAGCAAGGGCCACUGCGAUCUCGACAUUUUCCUGGACCCCUUCUUCCGUCAUCUUCCUCGAACCCGCCGUGUGGUUUAUUGGUCCCCAGGUCGUGAAGAAGGGUCGGACCCGGUCGACCUGCUUGAGGCCCUUCGGGUGUCGGAUUCCGCGUGGCCUUGGCUCACCCAGUAUCGGUUGUCUUCUGUGCCCCAUCCUGGCGCGCUAGUUCCACGCCUCAAAGGCAAGUUUGGGCCAUCCGCUUAG
Molecule: messenger RNA, 480 nt
Organism: Peronospora farinosa
Lineage: Eukaryota; Oomycota; Peronosporomycetes; Peronosporales; Peronosporaceae
Source: the annotation of a GenBank genome assembly